Molecule: messenger RNA, 1170 nt
Organism: Paracoccidioides brasiliensis Pb18
Exons: 2
Coding region: 1-1170 (389 amino acids)
Biological process (GO): regulation of transcription by RNA polymerase II
Cellular component (GO): nucleus
Molecular function (GO): RNA polymerase II cis-regulatory region sequence-specific DNA binding; DNA-binding transcription factor activity, RNA polymerase II-specific
Source: RefSeq, a predicted model, not a curated record
AUGGCUGACUCCCCCGGCUCUCCUCUCUCCUCUCUUGCUUCUGAUGAGUUCGCGGAGGACAUGAAGUUCGAGGACCAUCACUCACCAACUGUUUCGUCAUCCCAAAUGCCUCCUUCAAAACGUCGUCGAACUGGUAUCGCAUCAUGGGAUCGACAUACACCCAUCUCAUCCAUUCAUGAAGAUAUCCCACCAGCAUCUCCUACCGCUUCGAUCUCAUCCGAUACCUCUGGUGAGCUGCCAAAUUCACCUUUCACCCUGUCCCUAAUAGGCGGUGGUGUAGAGGACGACUACAGCGGACAGGGACGGGAUCAAGUCACUGUUUGCCAAUGGGAAGGAUGCAAUGCGAAUGAUCUGGGAAAUAUGGAUGCUCUUGUCAAACAUAUCCAUGAUGAUCACAUUGGAUCUAGACAGAAAAAGUAUCUAUGCGAGUGGAGUGACUGUGCUAGGAAGGGCCAGACACAUGCGAGUGGGUAUGCAUUGCGAGCGCAUAUGAGAAGCCAUACAAAAGAGAAACCGUUCUAUUGUACUUUACCCGAGUGCGAUCGAAGCUUCACACGUUCAGACGCUCUUACAAAACACAUGCGAACCGUUCAUGAAACUGAUGUCCUUCGCCCUACGGAUGCUACUUCAAAAGGAGGUGCCAGCGCGACGACAACAGGCAACGCUAAACCAACCCGGAUCAAACUAAAGCUCUCCCAACCCGCAAAGGAGGGUAGCCAUGACGGAGACAAAAACGAUAUCACGAAAGAAUCGGAUCCGUCAACAAUUCCCUAUCUCGGUCCCGAAUUAGGAUUCGACGACCACGAACUUUCCCUUUCCCCGGAGCAGUUGUGUCAUCUUCUAUGUCGCCAGAUCCACUGGGCGGAGCAAGAAGCUGCCCAGCUGAAACGUGACUGGGAUAUAAUAGAACCUAUUAGAAAGGAGUCAUGGAGAGAUAAAGAGUUAAUUUUCGAAGACGUCAUACAUGCGGAACUUCGUGUGUUCAGGUCCGCUAUAUCUGCAGAGGAUCUGGCUAUUGCUCCAGGGAAGAAUGGGGCCAUGCCACUUAACGAAGCCUCGUUGUCGGUAAUAGCGAGUAAAGGGACUGAGGUGUCGAGAUCGAAUGGUCCUCCAGACUCUAUUAGGCCCGAUACAAAAAAUUCACAAGAAACAGGACCCGUUGAGGCUUGA